CAGUUUACGCCACUUUAGCGGGAGAAUUCGUCUCUGAAGAGUUGUGUAUCAUUGUUUUCUUGCAACUAACUGUCAAGCAGAGGCUUGCUUGACUAAACAGACAGGAUGCGUCGCUCAGGGGCCCCCAGCCAGGUCUUUGGUAACAUGUCGAAGAAGCCCCGGUUCGUCCCUCCUGGAGCCUCACUGGCUGGUCCUCCUGAYCCCCCUGUGGGUACCCUGCUUGAACCGGAGCCUCUGGCCCCUAAACUCRCCCUGGGGAACGUGCUCAACAAGGUCCAGAGGAGCCUCUCAGCCCCUGCACCGCCCCUUGCCCUGCCUGUGARGGCCUUCAGCCUGGCUAAGAGCAGCCCCCAAGCCCCAGGCCUGUCCAGAGCUCUAGCCAGGGUGCUGGGUGCAGCAGACRGUAAGAAGAACGAGCUAGAGCCUGAAGACCCUUCCUUUACAGAGGAGAACACUGGAGACCCAGCUGACUGGAAUGCCAACAUGUUUCAACGCACCACCAUUGUCCCUGUUCCCGAGAUCUCCAAGGUAACCUGCCUAAAUGACUGUAGUCAUGUGGCACUCACAUCUGUARUUAUGAAGUCCAAGGCUGGUCAUGACACACAUCAACACCAUCAUCCCAGACACCCUAAAUCCACUCCAAUUCACAUACCAUCCCAACAGAUCCACAGAUGACGCAAUCUUGCACUUCCACCUGGAGGGGAAAUAACUGUCAAUGCWGUUGAUAGACUACAGCUCAGUGUUCAACACCAUAGUCCCCUCCAAGCUCCUCACCAAGCUAGGGACCCUGGGACUGAACCCCUCCCUCUGCAACUUAACCACAAAGCACUAGAGGUUGGUGCGGCAACCUAGUGCAUCACUGGGGCCAUGCUCCCUACCAUCCAGGACCUCUAUAUCAGGCGGUAUCAGAGGAAGACUCCAGCCACCCAAGCCAUAGACUGUUUACUCUGCUACCGUCUGGCAAACGCUAUUGGAGCACCAGCUCUCAGACCAACAGGCUCAGUUAAAAAUAUGAUCAUUUAUGUCAGCCUGAUUUAGGCCUUAGAUGCCGAUACUCAUUGGUGUAUUUUAAUUAUGACUACAAAUUAAAGGAUUUUUAAUUUGCAAACCCUCACGUGUGCCUGGACUUGGAAUUUUUAAUGCCACUUAACACCUAUUUGUGGUUAUAAUUUUUCCUUGAAACCAAGRUCAUGUAUAUGCUGCUUUAGAAAGGAAAUGCAGCAAACCAAUAUCGCCUUUCUAAGGUGAGCGACACUUAGUCUAUCCAUUUAGGACUGGCAGGGAUUUAUUUAAUGCUCUGGCUUGUGCUUCAGUGAAACAAACACACACUGAAUGAAGCCUAGCCAACUGUAACAAGCCUAUGUUUUAAUGACAGCAGGUCCAGCAUUAUGCAAAUGAGCGUGGGUAGUGCAGCGGCAGCGCGAGGCAGAUUAGAGCUGUGCCUGGGAUCAGUGAGCACACGCGCUCUGUCCCCCUCCCUCUCAGAGCAACUAGUGCCUCUGUCUGUCUUCUCUCCUUUCUCUGCUUUUCCUCUCUCUUUAGCUUUUCACUAGUUUUCCCUCAUUCUGUUGUUCCCGUCGGCGGAUGAUUCGUGUGUUUCUCUUUGAGAAGCAGCUUUGAUUUUCCUUUGUGUGAAGAAAAGAAAACGCGCAUUCGCACGGACUCGCGCUGCGCGCACACCUCUCCGGUUAAACCAGCGACGUUUCCUCUUUUCUAGUUAAACGGAAAUAAGAAUAAAGAAAAUGCAUCUUUACAAUUUCAUCGGUAUUUCCCCAUGUAAGCACACACAUUCCCCCCGUAUGUUAGUAUUUGGUGUAUAGCAGUUAGAACGAGCGCUGRUUUGAGGUUUAGAGAGACCRGGCUGUAAGUAGGUCGGGCUGGGUUUAAGCGGCUUUAGCCUGCGUCAGCCUAAGCUGGGAGGAAUUCACCCAAAGCCCUCCGCGGUAGGCGGGGGCCUAAACGAGGCUGGCCUAGUUAAGCCUGAUUCUUAUUGUUGCCGUGUGUGUUGUGUAACACAGAGCAGAGAAGACCUCGGAUGAGAGAGAGUACAUGUGUUAGACAGAGACUGUUUGAUUGAGAAUCCAUGAAGGGGGAGAAAGAAGAGGGACAAGGAAGAGAGUGAGUGAGAGUUAAACCAGUAUUAGCCUGAGCCUCAUCACAGAACAGAAAGAAAAGGGAGGUAGAGAACCAGACCAAAUCUCAAAAGAAGCGAGAUAUUGUGUUGAGUUAGUGCUGGUGUCUAGGCCUGGCUCGGUUCAGUCUGGUUCCCUGGGCUAUGUUCUAAGAUGUCGUCUGGGUCCGUCUACACGUCGUCCAGUAUGGUGGGUAAGGCUCGCUCGUCCAACUUCACCCUGUCUGAGAAACUGGACCUGCUGAAGCUGGUCCGCCCACACAUUCKCAUCCUGGAGGAGCACACCAACAAGCACGCUGUCAUCGUGGACAAGAACAAGUGCUGGGACACAGUGUCUGAGCAGUACAACGUCCUGGGGGGGGACAGGCCCCCCCGCACUGCYCAGGGCCUACGCACCCUCUACAAGAGGCUGAAGGAGUCGGCCAAACAGGAAGUGAUGCAACGGAGACACGCCCAGCCAGAGUACAGAGGAAGUAUAUCUGAACCAACCAGGAGAGUGAUGGAGAUGAUACCUCACCUUUUCCAUCACGGAGCUAUCCACCAUGAUAAAGACCCAGCAACGAUGCACAGGAUGAUGUAUAAGCAUGACUCUCCCAUGGAGCAACCUGGCAGCAGCUCCUCCCUCCCAGACUACCCAUCAAACCCCGUCACACACCACCUGGACCAGGAUGUGGUCAGGCUGGACCAGGAUGUGGUCAGGCUGGACCAGGAUGUGGUCAGGCUGGACCAGGAUGUGAUCAGACUGGACCAGGAUGUGGACGUGAAGCCUCCGCCAGACCUGACCAUCCUCUCCACGCGUGUGGGGGUGGUGCUAGGAGGAGAGGGGGCAGAGGAGGAAGAUGAGGAGUUGGGCAGUGUCCAUGGUUAUGACGGCUCCCUCUCUCCCUGCCCAUCCUCCGUCGUCCUGCCCCUCUCCACCUCACCCGUUCCACUGCAACRUGACCUUUACCCUCAUGACCACUACCCCCGCCGUGACCCUGACAGGCUYCGUCCCCUUCAGCUGGCCAAGGAGGAGCACGAGCAGGUCAUGACCAAUCACAGAAAGAUGGGCGUAUACCUGGAGGAGAAGAGGGAGGGGCUAAAGAGGAAGCAGGAACUGGAGGAGGAGCUUCUGAGAGCAAAAAUCAAAGUAGAGAAACUGAGGGCAGCCAGGCUGAGACAUGGACUACCACUGCCCCUAUAACUAACACACUCAUUGCCUGAUUGGACUGACCAUUUGGCACUCAGGAGGAUGCUCUGAAUUGUUUGUAUUUCUGUGUUGAAUGUUUAGCGUGUGGAAGAGGGGUUUGGCCUGAGAAAUAAUGUUUGUGUGAUGAACAGUGAGUUUGAGGSAGGAUUUAAAGGUCCAAUGCAGCCUUCUCUAUCUCAAUAUCAAAUCAUUUCUGGGUAACAAUGAAUUACCUUACUGUGAUUGUUUUCCAUUAAAAUGAUCAAAAAGAGACAAAAAUAGAUUCUUAGCAAAGUUCAAUUUCUCAAGUAAGAAUUUUGCUAGGAUUCUCUGCGAGUGGUCUGAGUGGGGAGGGGAAAACUGAAAACAAACUGUUAUUGGCAGA
Molecule: messenger RNA, 3684 nt
Organism: Salvelinus sp. IW2-2015
Lineage: Eukaryota; Metazoa; Chordata; Actinopteri; Salmoniformes; Salmonidae
Source: RefSeq, a predicted model, not a curated record